Molecule: messenger RNA, 3647 nt
Organism: Saccostrea cuccullata (small rock oyster)
Lineage: Eukaryota; Metazoa; Mollusca; Bivalvia; Ostreida; Ostreidae
Product: homeobox protein Meis1-like
Exons: 13
Coding region: 384-1865 (493 amino acids)
Biological process (GO): positive regulation of transcription by RNA polymerase II; eye development; embryonic pattern specification
Molecular function (GO): DNA-binding transcription activator activity, RNA polymerase II-specific; RNA polymerase II cis-regulatory region sequence-specific DNA binding
Source: RefSeq, a predicted model, not a curated record
UUACAUCCUUUACAACUCGCAUAGGCGGUGACGUUUUCUAGAGAAGAAAGCACCGUUCUGUGUGAUAGUUGGGAUCGGAUAUUAAUGUCACAAAUAUAGUUCAUACUUACACACUGCGGGAUACUCGCAUAGCAAUAUUCUACUCUUCAGGAAAUAUUUAAUGUAGGAUUUAUGUGUAAAUUAUAUACUGCUUUGGCACUGUGUUUAUACUUCUGUGGAAUAUAAAAUAUUUAUCCUUGUGUUUGAGCACGCGCUUAUGAACUGGAGGAAUACAGAUUUGUUUAUACCAAAGGGAGUUUACAACAGUGUUGUUCCAUAUCAAGGAUCUUAUUAUAAUAUCUGGAAUUAUACGAAAGCCCGGGAAUAGCAUAUGAGCCUUGUCCAUGGCUCAAAGGUUUGAGAAUGAUCUCCCGGCACACUACCCCGGGGGUGGGGGUCUGGGAGGGAUGCCGGACGGUAUGUACGACCGGUCCCUCCCGAACCACCCCCUACAUCAACAGUCAUCGAUGCAUCACUACCCCCCAUACUCCACCAACAGCUCUAUGCCCCCCGUCAACUCAUCUCAGGACUCGCAGUUAAAAAGAGAUAAGGAUGCAAUAUACGGGCAUCCAUUAUUUCCUUUAUUAGCCCUCAUAUUUGAAAAAUGUGAGCUAGCAACCUGUACCCCCCGGGAACCCGGAGUAGCCGGUGGAGACGUGUGCUCCUCCGAAUCAUUCAACGAAGAUAUAGCAGUGUUUAGCAAACAAGUUUUAGCCCGGUCAGAAAAACCUUUAUUUUCCGCAAAUCACGAAUUGGAUAGCGUGAUGAUUCAGGCGAUACAGGUGUUACGAUUUCAUUUACUGGAACUAGAAAAGGUGCACGAACUUUGUGACAAUUUCUGUCACCGCUACAUCAGUUGUUUAAAAGGAAAAAUGCCGAUAGAUUUAGUGAUAGAUGAACGAGAAGGGGGGAGCACCACGUCCAAAUCUAGUUCGGAUAAUCCGCCGGAUCCCUCGGAAGGAGUGGAUCAACAGCGUCCCCCCUCCCAGAGCCUGACCUUUGGGCCACAGGAAGACACACAGUCCUCCCGGUCCGGGGACACGCCCAUCACACCUAGUCAAUCAAACGCAACAUCAAAUUCAUCUCACAAUGCAGACAACAUCAGUGAAUCAGGGGAAGGUCUAGACAACAGUGUCGGAUCAGGGGAGGGAACUGCGGAUGAAGAUUCCGAGGACCGUGCCAAUUCAAAACGUCAGAAAAAGCGGGGCAUUUUCCCCAAAGUGGCCACAAAUAUCAUGAGAGCAUGGCUCUUUCAGCAUUUAACACACCCAUAUCCCUCAGAAGAACAAAAAAAGCAAUUGGCCCAAGACACAGGGUUAACCAUUCUCCAAGUCAAUAAUUGGUUCAUAAAUGCAAGGAGAAGAAUUGUUCAACCGAUGAUUGACCAAUCAAAUCGAGCAGCUCCGGGAGGUCAUGGGGGAUACAGUCCUGAUAGCAUGGGCUGGGAUGGGCAGGCAAUGGCCCACAUGGGCUCACACAUGCUGCAAGGUAGGCCAGGCGCAGACAUGUAUGAUCCAAUGAAAGCAGGCUAUCACCACAUGGACGGCUCACAGCGAUACGACAUGCUAGGCGUCCAGGGCAUGGGUGAUAUGUACGGAGCACCCCCUGUCAGUGGCAGCAGUUCUUAUUCCCAAAUGUCGCAGUUACGUCCGCCCGUACACUCACAAGCUAUGUUAAUACCCGGCCACCCACACCACAUGAUGAUGGGCCACGGUGCUCCGGGCAUGAGCCCGCACGCAAUGUCAAUGAGUUCUACCCAGAGCCCACCUCUACACGGCAGCAUGGAAAGUAUGGGAGCCCAUAUACAGGACAUUCAUGCAGGGUAGACGCCAUGACAGUGUGGCCCCACAUGACAUCAAACAAAAAGUAUUAGUGGAAGACAGGACUUCCUUUUUUCACCGCCUAUCAGCACAUUAAAAAAAAAAAUCAAUAUAUGGAUGAUUUGCAGUUAAAAACUACAAAUCAUUCUAUUUUUUUUUUCUGUUUUUUGAGACAUAAUAAUGAGAAAACAAAAUGUCACAGUGAUCUCGUUGUGGCCAAGUAUUUGGAGGAAUGAAAUUCCUGGACGGUGGAACUCAGUAUGCUAGUCACGGACGUCGCUACUCGUCUGGAUCUGACAGAGGACGGCUGACGUCUUUCCGCUUCCUCUCCGUUUUUCUCGAUGAUCUGUAUGGACUCUUGUUUUGUUUUUUUUUGAAACUGUCACAGUAGGUGCAAGAAUCACUUGAUUUUUUUCAGAAAGUAUUAGGUGCUGGGUAAUACAGCAUCAGAAUUUUCUUGUGUUUUCCAAUAAAGUAUUAUGAUUUUGCGGGACAGAUUUGAGCUGCCCGAUUUAUUUUCUUUGUCACUGAUGACAUUGUUGCAAGGAAUACCUCAUCUUGUUUGCUAUAUAUAUUAUAGUUUAAUGGCCAUGACUAAUUAUAUAAACAAUAAUUUACAUGCAUUCCAUUUCUUUGUGGUAUACUGGUUGUGGCCAUUUUUUGUAUUUUGUUCUGUGUCUUUUUUUCUAUCUCAAACAAAUCAAGUGUUAUUUCCUUUUUUUUCUAUUUAAUUGAACAACUAAAUGCUAAUGAUCAAAGGACCAGACAUGUGGCCAUAUUAACCAAUCAGAAAUUGGGACAUAUUAACCAAUCAGAAAUUGGGACAUAGAAGAGAAAGUAUCAUCACAGCCAAUCAAUUUGAAGCUUUAAUGUUACCUCAAUAUUAGAUUUCUGUUGUAAAAAAAAAUAUGAAAGUUUAUUCAUUUAGAUGGUUUUUUGUAUUUAAUAUGGUGCAUGUUUGAACGGAGAAGUAUUUGGUGCAUAUAAUGGACUUGUAUAUUAGGAAUGGGAAUGAUGGAUGAAAUGAAAGCGAGGCUUGAAUCAAGUCAUGGAGUUUUACUUUUGUUUUUUUUCUCUCUUUUUUUCCUGUUUUGUUUGUUUAUUUUGUAACUGAGUAUUAAUAAAGAUUUGAUUUGUUGCCAAGUAACACACACGAUUGUAUUUUUUGUUUCGUCCUAUCAGAAUAUUAUAAGGUAAUUUCUUUAAAAAGAUCAAAACUCCUGCUCUGCCAUUUUCUCUUUGUGCUGCCACUUGGUAGAAUAUUUGUGGUGUGGCCAAAUCAACAUUUCAACAGUAUUCGUUUUCCUCUUUUGUUACUUUUUUUUGCAUAAUAAAUUAUUUUCUAGUAUUUUUUUGAUUGAUGUUGAGUUUUAAGUUUGCAUUAAUUUAAUUGAUUAAACAAUUUCAUGUGAAACAAAGAAAAAAUAUUCCUAUGAUAUUUCAAAUCAUGGACAAAUAUUUAUAAAUCAUGUAUUAAUGAUGUACAUACAAAAAGUAAAAUUCUUGGUUUCACAGAUUUUUUUAAUUUCUUCAAUUGUUUUAUUUACUGCUGACUACCCACAAUCCUUUGGCUGUAUGUUGCCAGGGAUACGACAAUCACAUGAUACAGCAACAAAAUCUGAUUGGCCAAUGAGUGUGUUCUGUUAUUUGUGUGUGAGUGUCUGAGGGGUGAGUUGGGAGUUUGCUAAAGCUUGGAUGCUUAGUUCUAGGGAAUUUUUAAUGAGAUUGUCACAUAUUUGAGAAAAAAAAUUCCAGAAGAUAAAAAAAUAAAAUGUUGUACUAUGCUAA